AAGACCAGUAUACUUUUUUUGUUGACAGUUUAUUAAUAUUUUCAUGGUUUUUGCUUUCCUUAUCUUUAGGGUCAUACAUGUGAGCUGUGAUCUUGCUUCUUCCUCAUCAUCUCCCCGAGCGAUGUCAGAUCUUUAAUCAUGGCUAGACCUUUUUCUUGAAUUACUUUGAAACCUGUCUUUUUUCCAAUUCCAAACAUCAGAGAUGUUGUGUCACAUCCAGGGAGGGCAUGAAGAGCAGGAAGUAUAUUACAAAAUACUACAGACAAAGAUCUACAUAUUUCAUGGACUCCAAUAAAACAAUGCAGCGUCCCUGCUCAAAUGACAUUAAUCGGAUUUCCUGGUGAAUUAGGGCAGUUUGAGGCUAGACCAGUGAUCUCACAUCAAAAUGGAAUACAAGAUUGAAAGAUGGGCAUCGAUGUGACCAAACACUACAUGGCAAGGAAUCUUUAAAUGUAAAGAAGCAUACACUACAAUGCACACAAGGUAUGCUGCAAUUUCAGCCUGCAAGCCAGGAAACAGAUAAUUAUUUGACGAUUUCUGAAGGUGAAUUUGUAAAUGCAAGACACCGUUGAUGCAAGACUGAAUGAGACAACUGGCUCUGCGUCUGUGUAUAAGCACCUGAAAUGAGUUUUCUGGAUCACUGCCAUAUGAGUCACAGAGGAAGAAUGCAGAAACACUACAAAUAUACGGAUGGCUUUAGUGACAUGUCAAGCAUUGGAAGUUUUAUGGAUGAUACCGACAGAGAAGUGAGCAAUCUAACAGACCGGGCAUUUAGAAGUUUAUGCAUUGGGGAAGAAGCAAUUUAUAAUGACUCGGAUUUUGCUGUCUCUCCACUUGAACACGGUUUGGCUUUCAUUGAUAAUGUGCAAAAUAAAAACCCAGAUAUCCCAAAAAAGUCUGUGAAAGAAAGCCAUACCAUUAGUUUUAAAUCUAAAGAAGUGGAAGAAAAAUCUGAAGUUGCUGUAACAUUCCAGCAGUCAGUCAGGCACUUUUCCAAAGAAGCAGAACAUGGCAUAAAAAAUGAUAUAGCAACUCAUUUGAGCAAUGGUGUUAGUGGGUCAAGCUGUAGACCAAAAAAGAACAUCUCAAAAGUGUCUUCCCUGAUUAAGGCAUUUGAUACAGUAGAAAAUGACUGUGACAGUGGCAUAAAUCUGGACAAGAAACAAUGCAUUCUAGCAGCUACUAAAAAUGACAGAAUGCAUAAAGAAAGAGACUUUGUGUCGUGGGAUAAAUCUGCCCUGUUGAGUAUUGAGAAAGAAUUAUCUGAAUUCUCUGUUGCCUAUCAGCAAAACUAUAUGUCAAGUAAAAAAUCUGAUGAAGAUGAUAGAAAGAACAAAAUGUAUAACUUACUCCCAGUCAGAAACAAUUUGCAAUCCUCUGACAUGAUAAUAACUCAUAAGUCCAAAGUGGACCCAAAUAAUACUCCCGCUAUAUCUACUAAAAACAAAACUAGUAAAGGGAAAAGGUUGAGCUUCAACAAUUGUUUUCUCCAUAGUGAAUACAGUCCAUUCAGAUCAUGGAAAGAUUAUAAAGAAUUUCCAUUUGAAAAAGAAGAUGUGGAAGACCUUUUGCCCACAAAUGGAAUCCCUAAAUGGUACGACUCUCCUGUUUACAAAGAACUUACAGCAGCGCAUAGAACUAGAACCCCACCAAAUGAGGACAGGAAAAUGCUAAAGCACCAAAAAGAUGAUGCCUGUAUCACAGGAUGUGCAUCAUUUUCUGCUUUGCAAAAAGCCUCCAUGCUUGAGAAAAGAAGUGAAUCGGAAAUGGGGAGUACCUGUCCCCCGUGGAGAAGAACUAGAAACACGAUUAAAAACAAACUGUCCCUUCCGCGUCCCUGUACUGUUUCACCAUUUAGUGAAAAAUCUAGUAGAAAAGAAGACAGUCAUUUAGCUUUCACAAAGUCAGCGCCAACCCUCCAAAAAUUACACACAGUUGUGGAUGGACAAAUACCGAGCUUUGAAACACCCUCAUUUAACAUUUCCAAACUACUGACACCAGUUAUUCAUGCUAGACAAGAUACGGAAACAUCUGAGAUCCUACAGUGUGUGUUAUCUCCACCAACCAUUGACUUAACAACUUCACAUGAAAACGAAUUUAAAGCUGUUGCUGAGAGCAAAUUACGUGACAGUUAUAAAUCUAUGGCUUCAAGCUUGUUAUUUAAUCUUAAAGACAACAGGAAAAGAGUAAAAAGCACUUAUAGCCCAUCUACCUUUCGAAGCCAAGAAGUACAAGAGCGAAGUAAACGGACCUCAAACCAAGCGGUAAUUCCGAAAAAUGUGCCGAUUAGUGUGUCCUCAGACACUCCUGUUAACUUUUCUACACCACUACAAAGGACAGACAUCACCCCUAGUAUCGCCUCCACUUUGCCAACAUUGAACACACAAGUCACUGAUAAAAAAGAUGCUGUAUGUGUCUCAGAUGACUAUCUGACCUUAAGUUCACCUCAAACCAUAAGUGAGGCUGCUAAUUACAAAGGCCUCAGUCAUGUAAUGCAGGAAGGUGCAAUACAUAAAACGAAAUCUGUUGAAAGCGAAAGUAGUAUAAACAAUGGUUUAUACUAUUGCCCCAGACUGAGUGAAGUCACCUUGCGAAAGAGACCAGAAUACCCCUCUUUGAAACUGUACAAAAAAGAGGAUAUUGCGAAGGAAGAAACUAAAGAAAUACCAGCAUCAAUAAAGAACCCUCUGCUGUCGAGUUCAUCACAAGAAAAUGAUAAUGUUGAAAAGCAUCCUGCCAUCCAAAAUAUUGGUAGCUUCCACAAGACUUGGCCAACCCCUAGUUUUCCUUUGCAGGAAAGCAGUGUGAAGCACAAUCCUGAUGUUUGGUGUAAAGGAAGUACAGAUGGGAGAACAAAGUCCUCUAAACAAUCAUAUUUAUCAUUAGAAGGUCACCAACAAAAUUAUUUAGAUCACAAUUUGAAAGAUGAGUUAACUUUGAGGAAUGGAAAUGGUAGUGAUGAAAAGGUUAAAAAUAUUGCAGAGGAGACAAAGAAAGACAUUGAAAAUAUGGAGUUGCAGUAUUAUGCACUAAGCAACCAUGAAAGUGAGAGAGAAAGUGAAGCUGAGAGCCACCCGACACCUAUGAGAAAUCAAAGUACAUCCCCAAAGGAAGAACACGAUUUGCCUUUGAACGGGGUGGAGGAAAGAAGCUGGGUUCAUUGUUUAAUAGAUGAUGCUAUGGCUUACACACCAGUAUCAUCAUCUAACGCAUCAUCUCCAUCUUCAGUAAAGGGAAAUUGGCUUAAAGCUAAAGACAAUGCAUUCCUGACAUCACCUGUAAUCAAGUCUGUAAAAGCACCAUUGCAAAAAAUAUUUCAAGAGGAUGUUGAGAUAAAUGGCCUUAGUGAAAGUAAAAGCAGUCCUGAGAAAUUUGAAAUUGCAAAGGCCUAUUAUGAAGAGUAUGACAAAGACCGAGUUACAGCGAAGAUCCCUCUUACAGGUGAAGCUCCAGUAACAAGUGAAGGCUCAGUUAAAGGCGAAGUCUCAGUUACAAGUGAAGGCUCAGUUAAAGGUGAAGCCCCAGUUAGAAGUGAAGGCUCAGUUAAAGGUGAAGUUCCUGUUACAAGUGAAGGCUCAAUUAAAGGUGAAGCCCCAGUUAGAAGUGAAGGCUCAGUUAAAGGUGAAGCCCCAGUUAGAAGUGAAGGCUCAGUUAAAGGUGAAGUCCCAGUUAGAAGUGAAGGCUCAGUUAAAGGUGAAGCCCCAGUUAGAAGUGAAGGCUCAAUUAAAGGUGAAGCCCCAGUUAGAAGUGAAGGCUCAGUUAAAGGUAAAGUCCCUGUUACAAGUGAAGGCUCGUUUAAAGGUGAAGCCCCAGUUAGAAAUGAAGGCUCAGUUAAAGGUGAAGCCCAAGUUAGAAGUGAAGGCUCAGUUAAAGGUGAAGCCCCAGUUAGAAGUGAAGGCUCAAUUAAAGGUGAAGCCCCAGUUAGGAGUGAAGGCUCAGUUAAAGGUGAAGUCCUAGUUAGAAGUAAAGGCUCAAUUAAAGGUGAAGCCCCAGUUAGAAGUGAAGGCUCAGUUAAAGGUGAAGCCCCAGUUAGAAGUGAAGGCUCGGUUAAAGGUGAAGCCCCAGUUAGAAGUGAAGGCUCAGUUAAAGGUGAAGCCCAAGUUAGAAGUGAAGGCUCAGUUAAAGGUGAAGUCCCAGUUAGAAGUGAAGGCUCAAUUAAAGGUGAAGCCCCAGUUAGAAGUGAAGGCUCAGUUAAAGGUGAAGUCCUAGUUAGAAGUGAAGGCUCAGUUAAAGGUGAAGUCCUAGUUAGAAGUGAAGGCUCAGUUAAAGGUGAAGCCCCAGUUAUAAGUAAAGGCUCAGUUAAAGGUGAAGCCCCAGUUAGGAGUGAAGGCUCAGUUAAAGGUGAAGUCCCUGUUACAAGUGAAGGCUCAAUUAAAGGUGAAGUGUCAGUUAGAAGUGAAGGCUCAGUUAAAGGUGAAGUCCCUGUUACAAGUGAAGGCUCAAUUAAAGGUGAAGUGUCAAUUAGAAGUGAAAGCUCAGUUAAAGGUGAAGUCCUAGUUAGAAGUGAAGGCUCAGUUAGAAGUGAAGGGUCAGUUAAAGGUGAAGCCCCAGUUAGAAGUGAAGGCUCAGUUAAAGGUGAAGUGUCAGUUAGAAGUGAAGGCUCAGUUAAAGGUGAAGUCCCAGUUACAGAUGAAGUUGAAUGUUUAAUUCAGCUGAAUUCAGUGCGAGUGGAAGAAGGAAGUCAAUUGACUGUAAAUGCAAAGUCAGAAGACAUAGAAAGUUGUGCCGCAAGUACCCUACACAUAGAUGAAAAGGUUGUAAGUGCUGUCUGCACAAAAGAAGCAGAACAUUUGAAAGAUGUUAGUGAAAUAUCAGAUUCAAUCAGUAGUGUUAGUGAAAAUAAACCAUUAGGCAAACCACCCACGGUUCCACCGAAAACUGAAAAAGGACUUCGACGUGCCAAGAAACUUAUCAACAGAAGAAAAAAGGCUGAAACAAAGCCAAAAACAAAAAGUACUAGCCAAAUCGAAAUGAAACCUGUUAGAGCCGUUUCCAGUGUGCCAUCAUCUCCAACACAUAUGUCGCAGUCACCCAUACCUAUGAAUUCAACACCAGUACCACAGCCUGUGCACCUUGAACCGAAGGAUGUUUCACCAUUCCCUAAUAUUGUGACAGCACCGUUAAUCCAAUCUUUCCCAGUUACCCAAAGAAAGCUGCUACAAGACCCUGAGUCGGGUCAAUACUUUGUUGUAGAUAUGCCUGUCCAAGUGAAAACUAAAACCUUUUUUGAUCCAGAAACUGGAAAAUAUAUUCAGCUAUCCAUUCGAUCAGCGGAAGGCGGGUUAUCACAUGCAUCAUCGUUGGAGGUUUUGAACCCUCCUUAUGUAUUAUAUCCGGGAUUUCUGCCCUUGGCUGUCACAUCUUUACCAGCACUGAGGUCUUCUUCUGAGAUGUCAGCACCAGCAGCGCUUAUGGAUGAACAGGGAAUAAAUGAACUUUCAGAGAUCUGGACACAGGAUGCUAUUAACCAGAAGCACAAUGAAGAAAGUCACCCAUACAUCGAGCCUGUGUAUGAUUCUCAUAAUCAACUGACUGAUGGAUCAAUGUACAGUGAAGAGAAAGGAAGUAGCAGCCACAGGAACUUGGAUAUAAUACCAAUGAGUGAGUUAGAAGAUUUUGCAGUUGAAAGCAUUUUAUAGAUUCAAAGAUAUAAACAAAAACAUUCUUAAAAUUGUUUAGAAACACCCAGCAAAAAUAUAACAUGGAUAUGAAAGAACAUAUUAAAUCAAGAUAAUUAUCUAAUAUGUCUACUUAUUUGACUUUUUUUUAAAGAACAAGUUAUUUGUUCUUUAAAUUAUUUUAGAAAUUGGGAUUCAUGCAACUGUUUAUUAUAAAGGAAUUAAACAAAGUGCUCUCUCUCUCUCUCUCUCUCUCUCUCUCUCUCUCUCUCUCUCUCUCUCUCUCUC
Polyodon spathula (Mississippi paddlefish) is the source of this 5906-nucleotide messenger RNA. Its product is annotated as cardiac-enriched FHL2-interacting protein-like. Bases 624 to 5639 code for a protein of 1671 amino acids. Gene Ontology annotation, biological process: positive regulation of calcineurin-NFAT signaling cascade. The record is from RefSeq and is a predicted model, not a curated record. The transcript is spliced from 6 exons. Gene Ontology annotation, cellular component: Z disc. NCBI's taxonomy places the organism in Eukaryota, Metazoa, Chordata, Actinopteri, Acipenseriformes, Polyodontidae.